Molecule: messenger RNA, 1605 nt
Organism: Penicillium griseofulvum
Lineage: Eukaryota; Fungi; Ascomycota; Eurotiomycetes; Eurotiales; Aspergillaceae
Exons: 8
Coding region: 1-1605 (534 amino acids)
Biological process (GO): positive regulation of transcription by RNA polymerase II
Cellular component (GO): nucleus
Molecular function (GO): transcription cis-regulatory region binding; DNA-binding transcription factor activity
Source: RefSeq, a predicted model, not a curated record
AUGGGCGCAUUCUCUCGUGGCUUCAUCUGUGUGCGCAUUAUAGAUGACACAGAGGAAGUAGUCAAGUUCUAUCAAGACUGUCACGAUGCAUCUUCAUCAACCGAUUCAGAAGUCGUAUUGGAUGAAGAGCCGACAUUAAAUGCGAUAGACACGACCCUGUGUUCUUCAGGCAACGUGCGUUUCCCACUUAGUCUCAUCUCACAUGACACUAUCCAGACGGACACCACUCUCGACAGGACUCCUGAUAACGAGGCCACCAAUGAAAGCGUCCUGUCAAACCCUCAAACAGGGACUGUAUCAGCGGUGCAGUUCGCGGUUAGCCCUGCCUCAUAUGUUUUACCAUUCUCGUUGGGCCAGGCUGUCUCCCGGAACGUGUCACCACUACCGGAGCCCUCGAAACCCGUGACAGACGUAGAGUGUGCUCGCUUGGUGUCGUUGUAUCUAAGUGAGACUGGAACUUGGUGCGAGACCACCGAUUCAGAGAGGCAUUUUACCUCGAAAAGCAUUUAUCAGAUGCUAGAUUCAAAGCCCUUCCUCGCAUCAGCUAUUGCCCUAGCGUCUCGGCAGCGCGAUGCUGUCCAGGAUCAGCGGCGAUCGGUGACUCUGGAGCUCUAUCAGUACACCAUUCAGCUCUUACUCCGUCAAGACCCAGAUAAAGCAGGCGCCCCGGUGUUGGCGACUUGCACUCUUCUUUGCGUCUAUGAGAUGAUGGCGUCAUGUGUAUGGGAAUGGCGGCGUCACUUGAAGGGUUGCGCCAGUCUAUUACACAAUCGGAAAUGGAAUGGCUCAUGCAGUGGUAUCGUUAAAUCCAGUUUCUGGGCCUUUGCCCGUAUUGAUGUCUGGGCUGCAUAUAUUAGCGGCAAAACAACUCUCAUCCCUACCGACUCUUGGCUUGAUGAGAGGUCUAUCCCGGUAGUAGCUGCAAAAGGCAAUGUUGAUGACUAUUGCAAUCUCGCGAUACUUAUAUUUGCUCAAAUUGUGAACCUGUUGGCAGACGCCAGGCUUCAUGAAAAGGAUGGUAAUCCUGUCCACUAUGCAGCUGUUGAAAAGCUGUGGGACGCACUACAAGAGUGGCGACGCUUGCGGCCUAAAGAAGUUUGUCCUCUGCUUAGAGAAACCUCGAAGGGGUCGAAUCCGUUUCCCACUGUGGUAUUAUCCUGGCCAUCCGCUAAUUGUGGAAAUACUUUCUAUCAUGCCGGCUGUAUCUUACUUCUACAAACUGGCUGCCUCGGAGCGAAGGGUAAUGCAUUAGGCGUUGAAUGGGAGCCUAUUUGGCAUGCUCGAGAACUAGGCGGAAUCUCAGUUUCGAAUAUUUCCCAUUCGAACUGGGUAAAUCAACUACAACCCCUCUACAUCGCCGGUACUGUCUUUGCGGACCGGAUGGGGAUCUGUUUCCGCGACGCACCAAGACAGACGCUGUGGGCCGGUGCCCCUUCCAGAUUACCAGUGACCCAGCACAUACCUCCAAUGGAGAUGGAUGACAUAGAUGAAUAUAGCUCAGAGAAAAUCGCGCUUCUGAGACAACUGGCUCGGAUCGAGCGUGAGACUGGUUGGAAAACCUCGGACCGGGCGUUGGACCUGAGGAGACUUUGGGGAUUUGCGUAA